UUGAAAAUCAUUUCAGUUGUUGGGUGUUUAACGAACGCGUAGCAUACGCUAAUUCCAAUACCAAAAAUAAAAGAAAAACGGAAUUUAUUCUUUUCCAAAGGGAAAAUAAAUUUCGUUUCAAAGUAAUACAUUUUUCAUUAAAUAAAGUAUUGUCACACCAAACCCAACAAGAUGUUGUUCACUUCACUGAUAGAGGCUGCCCAAAAUUCCCCCUUUAAGAAGCCAUUCACCACAGCUAGCUGCGAACCAGCUAUGGAAAAAGGUCAAUUGACCAGGCAUCAUACUAUCCAAGCUGCGGCAGCUUCAGAAGGUGAUUCCUGUGAGUUUGGCUCCAAUCACUAUUUCGCCCUUUGCGGUUUGGGCGGUAUUAUUUCCUGUGGUAUCACUCACACCAUGGUUGUGCCAUUGGAUUUAGUUAAGUGUCGUUUGCAAGUCGAUCCUGCCAAAUACAAGAGUGUCGUCAAUGGCUUCCGCGUCACAUUGGCUGAAGACGGUUUCAAGGGCUUGUCCAAGGGUUGGGCCCCCACCUUCUUUGGCUACUCUAUGCAGGGUCUCUGCAAAUUUGGUCUCUAUGAAGUGUUCAAGGUUAUGUAUUCCAACAUGAUUGGCGAAGAGAACUCCUAUUUGUACAGAACAACUUUAUAUUUGGCUGCCUCUGCUUCGGCCGAAUUCUUUGCCGAUAUUGCUUUGGCCCCCAUGGAAGCUGCUAAAGUUAAGAUUCAAACUACCCCCGGUUUUGCCAACACUUUGAGGGAAGCUCUGCCCAAGAUGUCCGCCCAAGAAGGUAUGGGUGCUUUCUACAAGGGUUUGGUGCCAUUGUGGAUGCGUCAAAUUCCCUACACAAUGAUGAAGUUCGCUUGCUUUGAAAGAACUUUGGAGUUGUUGUAUGCGUAUGUUGUGCCCAAGCCUCGCCAGGAAUGCACCAAGGGUGAACAGUUGGUUGUUACCUUUGCUGCUGGUUACAUUGCUGGUGUAUUCUGCGCUAUUGUUUCACAUCCUGCUGAUACUGUUGUCUCCAAAUUGAAUCAAGCCGCCAAGGGCUCAACUGCUUUGGAUGUAGCCAAACAAUUGGGCUGGAGUGGUCUGUGGGGAGGUUUGAUGCCCAGAAUUGUCAUGAUCGGUACCUUGACCGCCGCCCAAUGGUUCAUCUAUGAUGCCGUUAAAGUAUACUUGCGUAUGCCCAGACCACCACCACCAGAGAUGCCCGAAUCUUUGAAAAAGAAGAUGGGUCUCACAUCAUAAAUCGAAUUAGGUUUUAUUUUUUAGCUAAUAUUUUAAUUUAAAACAAAACUCGCAAUUGUCAGCGAAUUAACAAAGGCGCAAACUGCAAGCGCUGCCAACAUUCGCACAGGUAUGUGCGUAUGCACUUGUGUAUGUAUGUAAUCAUCAUUUAAACUAAGUGGAAAAGUAUACGAUUGAAGAUUCUUAAAACGAAUACAAUAAAUAGAGGGACGAUGAUCUUCAAACAA
This is a messenger RNA of Stomoxys calcitrans (stable fly), 1469 nucleotides long. It is a transcript of the gene Mpcp1, whose product is annotated as solute carrier family 25 member 3. Bases 172 to 1242 code for a protein of 356 amino acids. Gene Ontology annotation, molecular function: phosphate transmembrane transporter activity. The transcript is spliced from 5 exons. Lineage: Eukaryota; Metazoa; Arthropoda; Insecta; Diptera; Muscidae. Gene Ontology annotation, biological process: mitochondrial phosphate ion transmembrane transport. Gene Ontology annotation, cellular component: mitochondrial inner membrane. The record is from RefSeq and is a predicted model, not a curated record.